This is a messenger RNA of Cercospora beticola, 722 nucleotides long. Its product is annotated as alpha/beta fold hydrolase. The record is from RefSeq and is a predicted model, not a curated record. Lineage: Eukaryota; Fungi; Ascomycota; Dothideomycetes; Mycosphaerellales; Mycosphaerellaceae.
GAAAUUAUGGUGAUCAGCCGAGGCGGGUUGCUGCGUUGCACUGUAGGUCUAUGAUCACGUUGCGCUCACUAAUCAUGCGAAAACGCCAAGCUCCACAUUCAGCCAACUUUGUCGGCGUCCUCGCAGAUUUCACUCAAUUUACUCUAUGGUCGAUGGCGCUCCGGAGCGGAGGAACUGAACAUAGAGGUGCUCGUGAUUUAUAAUCUCGGAGAAGAGGUUGUUCUGUUCAGAAAGCUGAGUGAUUACCAGGAAGUUCCGAAAAGCCGGCGAAGAUACAACGCAGCGAUGGAUGCUAUAAAGACAAAACGUUUAUGCUUGGACUGAGGCUCAUAGACCCAGACGCUCUUGUUUCCUCAAACGAAUCACCACAGGUCUACGCCAUGUCGACCUACCAGACCGUUCCGACACAGUACACGACUGUCGAUGGCAUCAAAGUUGCCUAUCGACGCCUCGGAAAAGGAGAUGGCGUUCCUCUGGUGUACAUCAAUCACCUCAGAGGUUCCAUGGACACAAUCGAUCCACUCUUUGUCAAAUCGAUUGCCAAGAAUCGCGAGAUCAUCGUCUACGACAGCUUCGGCAUUGGACACAGCGAAGGCACCGUCCCUAAUUCAAUCGAAGGAAUGGCCGACAUCGCUGUCAAGUUCUUGAAAGCUAUUAACGUGAGCCUGGUUGACCUGAUAGGCUUCUCCAUGGGCGGAGGGAUCGCUCAAUAUAUUGCCUGA